Molecule: messenger RNA, 445 nt
Organism: Nerophis ophidion (straightnose pipefish)
Lineage: Eukaryota; Metazoa; Chordata; Actinopteri; Syngnathiformes; Syngnathidae
Product: potassium voltage-gated channel subfamily H member 2-like
Exons: 3
Coding region: 95-445 (116 amino acids)
Source: RefSeq, a predicted model, not a curated record
CAUGGCCAAGCAGGAUCUAAGAUUCUCACGCUGACAGAAUCAUUGUGGGUACUAUCUGCGGACUCGCUGACUUCCAGGUCAGUGCUUCCUGUGCAUGGUGGAUGUGGUGCCCGUGAAGAACGAAGAUGGCAUGGUGAUCAUGUUCAUCCUCAACUUUGAGGUCAUGAGCGAGGAGACACUGCAAGACGGCAAACAGGAGCUCAACCACCGCCUGCCCACCUGGCUCAUCACAGGUCGUCCCCGAGGCUUCAAGUUGCGUCUUCCCCUGCUGCGCUCCCUCUCCAAUAGUAAAGUGUCCUUGGACGACGCAGAGUCCGGCCGGAUCCCCGUUGCGACACCUCUGCACCCAGACGACGGCUGUCCCGAGUCCCUGGGCCUUGGAGAGUUCCUGCCCCUCCCUCCUUUACCGCCAAACCACUCGGAGCAGAUCUCUGGCAGCAGGUAG